Messenger RNA from Schistosoma bovis, 3505 nucleotides. NCBI's taxonomy places the organism in Eukaryota, Metazoa, Platyhelminthes, Trematoda, Strigeidida, Schistosomatidae. The record is from the annotation of a GenBank genome assembly.
AUUCGAAAGUAACUUGACAAUUAGGAUGAGCUGUGCCUUGGACACCAAGUGUUUUGCCGUUCAGAUGAAACUCACUUUGCUGGAUGAAAAUUUCCUUUACUACUCUAUAUCUGCGAAAACAAAGGCUGGGAAGAUACUCAACAAUGUCGUUACUCAUCUUAAAAUAACUCACCCUCAGUAUUUCGGGAUUAAAGUCCAGGAUAGAAUGCACAACUGGCAUUGGCUUCAUCUUCAGAAAAAUAUCUUGUGUCAAAUGAAAUUACUUGAUAGCCCACCAGUCGUAGAACAAUCUGUGAAACAAGCAUCAAAUCGUCAAGAUCCUCAGUGUAUACCAUCAAGAAAUGUGAUUCCAGUUGAAUCACAGCCGAUGACUAGCCUAACGGAAAAGUUCAUUUCUUCGUUUCGAACAUGUGGUCUAAAAUCUUGUGCAUCGACAUCAAGACCUGGAUCAACUCAUGCCUAUGUUAAAAAUGUUUACAAACCACUUACUUUAAUUUAUCAAGCUUAUCUUGGUAUCAAAUAUUACCCUCCAGAUCCAACAAUUAUUGCAGAUGAACAAACAAGAUAUCAAAUUUUUAUUCAAGUCCGAAAUGAUUUAAUUAGUGGACGAAUGCAGGUUGAUGAAAAUCUGUUUGUCACAUUAUGUGGAUUAAUUUUACAAUCUGACUGUGGUGACUACGGCGCAGAUCGUUUAGGAUCGAAUUAUGUAAAGCAGUUGUUAAAACUUCCUAAUCUUAAUGAACAACUUGAGAAGAGAAUAAAAAUUAAACAUGAAGAUUGUCGAUGUCGCCAACCUGCCUUGGUGGAAUAUCAGCUAUUGGAUAAAGUGAAACAACUGUCAACAUACGGUCAAAUAAAAUUUCACAUUAAAGAAACUAUAUCAAAUACCGCAUGUCAACUUUGUCUGGGACCAUCUGGUGUAAUUAUUGAAGAUUCAAGAAAAAAUCUGAUUCAAUUUUCCUGGCCACAGAUUACGGGUUUCAGUCAUAAGCACAAACAAAUUUUAAUUAAAAUUUUAAACGAGGGUACACGAUUCACAUAUCGUUGUUCUGUUGAUAAUUCUGAGACAUGUAAUUCCUUAUUGGAAACAUGCAAAAAUUAUUUAAACUUUUAUAGAAACGAAAUAUCUCAAAGAAUAAUAAAUGAACCUCAUCAGUCACUGGUAAACGGGGAUUUAUGUUCUAAUUCUACUGCUCAGCCAAUCUGUUAUACCAAUUCUUCAUUAGAUAAGACUGAAUCACCGUUUAUUGGAAAUGAAAGUAGUUUGUUACCUGAGUCUAAUAAUCCAAUACAUGUAACAGAUCCUGUCCAACCUGUUGCAAUUGUAGAUGAAACAAAUAACUGCAAGUCUAAUCGCAACCCAAGACCAUUAUAUUCAAGUCUUAUUGAAUUCAAUCCCGGUUACUUAAUGAAAUCACCUGUUCCCUCGAAUAUAAAUACAAUUCAUGAUUCCAAAUGUACAACAGAUUCAUGUGAUUUUCAUCAUCACCAUCAUCCUGCUUCACACUAUUAUUUCGACACAAACGUAAAUGAUUCAUACUAUAAUCAUUAUUACCAUCCUACUGCUAUUCCAAUCAAUCCAUAUCAUGUACGUGGUACAAGUGGUGUGUUUUAUCGUCCACGAGGCUGUGAAACUGUCACCGAUAUUGGUGAUCAUCCUCAUAUUUACGCCAACCGUCAUUCACAUUGUCCAAAGUAUAAUCACGCUCGUCUGAUUAUGAAUGAUCCGAAUGAAAUCAAAUUCAAACACCGUCGAAGAUCCUUUCCUAAAACCAAACAUUAUUUUAUUGAGGAAGAUUUUAACGAAGAUCAAUUUUUACAAAAGCAUUCUUCAUUAUGUCCAACACUACAUACUGACAAUUGUCAAUUUUCUCAGUGUAGAUCGAAUUCAGUGGCCAGAUCAUCAGCUUAUCGUGAGUUUCAUCAAUUGGAUACAAUACUACCGAUAACCACUUCGUCAUUUAAAGCAUCGCCUCAUGGUAGACCGGCAACUAGCAGAGUCCCAAGGCGAAGCCAUCGAAUUCUACCGAGACCAGUAAGUCGGUUAGACAGAUAUCCAGAACGGUGCUCGUCACCGGUGACAACUGAUGAUAGUCAAGAUACUAUUGAAAAUCAUGAAAGACACGAUGCUAAUAAUCUCCAUGAAGUGGAAAUUAAAAAUCACAACAAUAUUAAUAAUAACCAUGUCUUCCCUAAAAUAUCUAGUAAGCCUGUAACAAACAAAGAAGAUAAGUGUAAAGUAAACCAUGCCUUGGUGGCCUCUGUAGCACAGGCUUCUACUCUAAACAACUCACCGAAUAGAAAUAAAUUGGAUAAAGAAACACAUGAAUUGAUUCAAAUACGCUCAAAUGAACAAGGCAUGCAACCUAUUGCUUGUAAUUCUCCUAGAGAUUGUCUUAUUAAUUCAUCGAAAAGGAUUGCAAAUAGAAAGAGUCCUAUCAGUUCGUCACCACGACCACCUAUAUCAAUAACUAAAUCAAAUUUACAUCUAAAUUCUUGUGGAUCGAAUGGUAAACCAAGUCAUCAGUUUAAUUCUUCUUGGUAUCCUACAAAAUGUACAAUUAACAAGAAUGAUAAUGUUAUUGUUCAUCAUCAGCAUCCCAAUUUACCGAAUUUUUCUUGUACACGAGGAAGAGACGAUGGCAAAGAAGAAAUUAUUAGUAACAAUGAUGAUGAUGGUAAUAAUAAUAAUGACAGUAAUGAAAAUGAAGAAUAUUCGCAGGGUUUGACAGAUUUAGAACAUGGUUUAUUCAAUAUGAAUCAGUAUGCUACAACAAUGAAUCUAGGGACUACAUCAACAGAUACAUCAUUUUGUUCCUCAUCAAUGUACUGUGUCGAAGAAAGUGAAACCCCGAGUCUACUGAAAAAUUCUGAUAUUAAUUCAGAAUUAUGUGGAUCGAUUUGUACAUCUUUAAUGGAAUUUCAGUUGCCACCGACACCAAGUUCAAGUCAUAAUCAGAAUAGAACUAUUGCUAAUGAACGUGUUGAAGAAAGCAACUCUGAUUCUAAUCUUCCUUCUCCUCCAUCUAAUGAUUUUCUUUAUCAAUUGAGGAAAUACAAAUUAGACAAUGAGAAACAGAUGCUGGAAAGUAACUUUGAAAAUGUAAAUUGUUCAUCAAAUGUUGUUGAAAAUACAAGUAAUGAUACUGGAUUUUGUUCUCGAAGUGAAAAUAAACGAGGUCGUAGACUACCAUUAUUGCCCUAUGAAAGAUCUAUGCCAGAGCCAAUUCAUUCAGACAGAUCAAUCAUGGUUUCGCCAAUCGCAACAGCGACUUCAACAUCCUCAUCGUCACCAAAGACAAAAACUACAGAAAAAACAGAGUCAAUGAAAAUUAAUCGACCAAAUGUGACACAAUUUCUGUCACCCACUCCAUCACCUAGAAUGUCCAAAACUAUUGUAGAUCAUCGAAAACAUUCACCAUCAUGUACUAAUCCGAUGCAAGGAAUCAAUGAAACGGAAAUUUUUCUGCAUCCUGAUGAGGUUUCAGAAUGUGAUCUUGUUUAA